AUGGCCUCUCAAGUCAAGCAGAAUGUGUGCUUAAUUGUGAUCGAUGGAUGGGGCAUUACCGAUACAAUGCAAGGAAAUGCUAUUGCUAAUGCUCAGACGCCCGUUAUGGAUAAACUGCAAAAAGAAUAUGCAUUUCAUACGCUGGAAGCAUCAGGAUUAGCGGUCGGACUGCCUGCUGGUGUAAUGGGAAAUUCUGAAGUUGGUCACACCACAAUUGGAUCCGGUCGUGCAAUGUUUCAGGAUUUAGUGAAGAUAAAUUUAUCCAUUCAAGAGGAUACUUUAAAAUCCAAUAAAUCUCUUACUGACGCUAUGGCCAGAGCUAAGAACGGGAACGGUCGGCUUCAUUUCUUAGGAUUGGUCAGCGACGGAGGAGUCCAUAGCCAUAUUGAUCAUCUGCUACAAUUUUUGAGAAUUGCAAAGGAUUAUGGAGUUCCAAAGUCGUUUAUUCAAUUUUUUUCCGAUGGACGUGAUACGUCACCUACAAGUGGAGUAACGUUCGUUCAGAAAGUUUUGAAUUACAUCAGUGAAAUGAAUUAUGGCUCCUUGGCCACCGUUGUUGGACGCUACUAUGCAAUGGAUCGUGACAAGAGAUAUGAUAGGAUUCAAAUCGCUUAUGAAGGAUUAGUAAAAGUGGUUGGUGAACUGACUUCACCGGGAUCUAUAACAGAGGUUAUGACAAAUCGCUACAAUGCGGAAGGAAGCCAGCGUCAGACAGAUGAAUUUAUGACUCCGAUUAUAAGUGAUCCGGAAGGACGCAUUAGCAAUGGUGACACUCUAGUCUUCAUUGACUUUCGUGCUGAUAGAAUGCGACAAAUUUCCGAAGCUUUUGGUAUGCAGCCUCAAUUUUCCACUGAUGUUGUACCUACGGAUUUACAUGUUGCGACUAUGACUCAGUAUAAAAAGCAAUUCCCCUUUCCGGUUCUCUUCCCUCCUACACCGCCGGAUAAUGUUAUUGCAGAGUGGCUUUCAAAGAAAGAAUUAUCUCAAAUGCAUGUUGCAGAGACUGAAAAAUACGCUCACGUAACGUUCUUCUUUAACGGUGGACGAGAAAUGCAAUUCAGCAUGGAAGAUAGAAUUAUGGUGCCCUCUCCUAAAGUAGCUACCUACGAUUUAAAGCCGGAGAUGAAUGCCGAAGGCGUGGCUGAUGAGGUAAUUCGUGCCAUUGAAAGUGGAAAGUAUCCUUUCGUGAUGUGUAAUUUUGCUCCGCCAGACAUGGUUGGACACACUGGAGUUUACGAUGCUGCUGUUAUUGCAUGCACUGUUACAGAUUUUAAUAUCGGUAGAAUCUUUGAGGCCUGCGAAAAGCACGAUUAUGCCCUAAUGAUUACAGCAGAUCAUGGCAAUGCGGAGAAAAUGGUAACUGAAAAUGGUUCGCCCUUUACAGCUCAUACGCUUUAUAGAGUUCCUCUCAUAAUGACUCGUGGAAAGUAUAAAGAUAUCACACACGAUGCUAACCUAAGCGAUGUUGCUCCUACAGUUUUACGAAUUAUGGGUUUGGACGUACCCCCUGAGAUGAGUGGUCAAUCGCUUCUGGCUGAAUAG
This is a messenger RNA of Trichoplax adhaerens, 1542 nucleotides long. RefSeq lists its product as uncharacterized. The record is from RefSeq and is a predicted model, not a curated record. Lineage: Eukaryota; Metazoa; Placozoa; Uniplacotomia; Trichoplacea; Trichoplacidae. Gene Ontology annotation, cellular component: cytoplasm. The transcript has 12 exons. Gene Ontology annotation, biological process: glucose catabolic process. Gene Ontology annotation, molecular function: manganese ion binding. The coding region runs from base 1 to 1542 and encodes 513 amino acids.